Cololabis saira (Pacific saury) is the source of this 1683-nucleotide messenger RNA. RefSeq names its product kelch-like protein 10. NCBI's taxonomy places the organism in Eukaryota, Metazoa, Chordata, Actinopteri, Beloniformes, Belonidae. Gene Ontology annotation, molecular function: protein binding. The coding region runs from base 1 to 1683 and encodes 560 amino acids. The record is from RefSeq and is a predicted model, not a curated record. The transcript is spliced from 5 exons.
AUGAGUAAAGAAGAGAAACCUUCACACAAGUGUGUGUACAAUGAGCUCCGUCUGACGGGGGAACUUUGUGACGCCGUCGUCAAGGUCCAGGACGUUGAAUUUCAGGUCCAUAAAGUCGUCCUGUGUAACUGUUCCCCAUAUUUUAGGGCUCUCUUCUCUUCUCGCUGGUCUAACCCGGACAAGAAGAUCUUUAACAUUCCCAACGUGUCUCCUGACACGAUGCAGCUCCUCCUCGAGCACGCUUACACCGGCUCCGUCUCCGUCACAGAGGACAACGUGCUGGACCUUCUGAUCGCUGCCGAUCAGUUCAACGUAGACGACGUCAUACGUCUUUGCUGCAGUUUCCUGGAGGAGCAAAUGUGCCCUGAAAACUGUAUUGGCAUUUGGCAUUUAACCCACACCUACUUCUACCCCGAACUGCGCUCCAAGGCGUUCCACUACAUCACGGAGCACUUUGAGGAGGUUGCACGCUGUGAAGAGUUCCUGCAGAUCCCCGUGGAGGAGCUCACGGACAUCAUUGAAAAAGACCAAGUGAACGUAAAACAGGAGAGUUGUGUGUUUGAGGCCGUCGUUAGGUGGAUUAACCAUUCACCCAAUGAACGGGAGAAACUCAUUGUUGCUCUCUUACCGAAGGUGCGACUGCUUCUGUUGGAUAUGGAGUAUUUUCAGAUGAAAGUGCUCACCAGUGAGGUGGUGAAGAGGAACCCUGAAUGCUACUCCAGGAUCCUUGAUUUUCCAGUGAUUUUCCGGCCUCGCAUGCCCAGGUCCGUUCUGCUGGCCAUGGGGGGAUGGAGCUUUGGAGAUCCAACCAACAGCAUCGAGGCCUAUGAUAUCCGGACUGACCAAUGGACAAAUGUGCCGAACGAUGCUGGCCGUCCUCGUGCCUAUCACGGCACUGCGUUCCUCAACGGGUACGUGUACUUUAUUGGGGGUUUUGACCGACGGAGCUAUUUCAACAGUGUGUGCAGGUGGGACCCAACAACACACACGUGGCAGGAAGUGGCACCGAUGUACUAUCGCCGCUGCUACGUAAGUGUGACGGUACUAAACGGGUGCAUAUACGCUAUUGGAGGCUACGACGGGCACACUCGGCUCAGCACUGCAGAGUACUACGAACCCCAGACCAACCAGUGGACUCGUAUUGCAGCGAUGCACGAGCAGAGGAGUGACGCCAGCUGCACAACGUUACACAACAAGAUCUAUAUUUGUGGUGGAUUCAACGGGCAACAGUGCCUGGAAACAGCUGAAUACUACGAUCCACAGACUAUGCAGUGGACAUUGAUCUCACCAAUGACUAGUCGGCGCAGUGGAGUCGGGGUGGUUACGUACGGAGAUAAAGUCUAUGCAGUUGGAGGGUUUGAUGGUAACAACCGUCUCCGCUCUGCUGAGUGCUACAACCCAGGAACCAACACGUGGAACAACGUUGCGUCCAUGACAACCACCCGCAGCAACUUUGGCAUGGCAGUCAUGGAAGACCUGCUCUUCGUUGUGGGGGGUUUCGACGGCUCCACCACCAUCUGUGAUGUGGAGAACUACAACAGAGAGACAGAUGAGUGGCGCGAGGUCUGGGAUAUGGAUGUCUUCCGGAGCGCCCUGAGCUGCUGCGUUGUGUUUGGACUCCCCAACAUGGCUGAUUAUGUUCCCCCCCCUCGUCACCCCCGGAGAGACUCUGCCUCCUCCUGA